Molecule: messenger RNA, 1659 nt
Organism: Closterium sp. Naga37s-1
Lineage: Eukaryota; Viridiplantae; Streptophyta; Zygnematophyceae; Desmidiales; Closteriaceae
Source: the annotation of a GenBank genome assembly
AUGGCUCUUUUAUUUCUCCCCCUUACUGCUUAUCCUCCCGCUGUAUCAGAGUUCAACGGCCAUACAGGCAUGGCUCUGAUUCACUUUGAGGAGAAUGCAAACGGGUGGGAGGCUUUAUCGAAACUGGAUAAGGCAUAUGAAAAUUCAGGGCUGGGGAGAGAGGGGUAUUUGCGUGCGAGGAAGGGGGAGACGAAGGAGUUAUUCGCAUGGGCGGCAAGGGAGAAGGAUCUGCAGGUGGAGGGUGAGGAGGGGCCAGUAGGGAGUGUGCUGCACCAGAAGCACAAGGCGACCAAGAGCCUGAGAAAGUGUGAGAUGAGGGAGCCAAAGCGGAAAUCUCAGCAGGAACUGCUGAAGGAAGAGCAGGGGCAUCGAAUGGAGGCAGUCUCGGAGGAUGAGUUGCGGAAGCAGAUAGCUAGGGAGGCGGAGGAAGCAGAGAAAGCGGAGGCGUUACGGAAACAGGGAGCGGGGGAGGCAAAUGCGGCGAGGUCGAGGGAGACGGAGGAGAGGGAGAUGAGGCAGCUGGAGGAGGAAUUGGAGGAAGGGGAGGUUGAUGGGAGUAUGGAAGACGAGGAGGAGGAGGAGGAGGAGGAGGAGGAGGAGGAGGAGGAGGAGGAGGAGGAGGAGGAGGAGGAGGAGGAGGAGAGGGUGAGGCAGCUGGAGGAGGAAUUGGAGGAAGGGGAGGUUGAUGGGAGUAUGGAAGACGAGGAGGAGGAGGAGGAGGAGGAGGAGGAGGAGGAGGAGGAGGAGGAGGAUGAGGAGGAGGAGGAGGAGGAGGAGGAGGAGGAGGAGGAGGAGGAGGAGGAGGAGGAGGAGGAGGAGGAGGAGAGGGUGAGGCAGCUGGAGGAGGAAUUGGAGGAAGGGGAGGUUGAUGGGAGUAUGGAAGACGAAGAGGAGGAGGAGGAGGAGGAGGAGGAGGAGGAGGAGGAGGAGGAGGAGGAGGAGGAGGAGGAGGAGGAGGAGAGGGUGAGGCAGCUGGAGGAGGAAUUGGAGGAGUCUAAGAGGAGGUUGCAACAGGAGCAGGAGAGGUGCUUGCGCCUGUGGCACGACAGGAGACUGAGUGUUUCUAGUGCGCACGCGCGCGGGGAGAGGGUGAGGCAGUUGGAGACGGAAUUGCAGGAGGCAAAGGAGAGGUUGCAGCAGGAGCAGGACAGGUGCUCACGCCUGUCGAAUGAUUUGGAGUCGGAGAAAUGCAAUGUGCUGACUGGCAAGCAGGAGGUGGCGAAGGAGGUGGAAGAUCUGAAGGGGUGCUUGGAGGAGGCGAGGGAGAUGUUAGAAGGGGAGCAGGACAGGUUCACGCGCCUGUGCGUGGAUGUGAGGGUGAAGGAUGACGACCUGCUGCGCGCCAGGAAGACUGUCAUUGAGUUCCUGAAGCACAACCAGAAAGUUCUCAAGGAAGUGACCCUCCCAGGAGUGGCCGAGCUCGUAUUCAGGCCUCCUGUGCGCCCCCAGACAGUGGGGCUGCUGAAAAAGGCACUCUGGCUCAAGGCUUUCCGGGUGUGCGACAAAUGCAAGGCGUGCCCCGCGUGUCGGGCGAUCAAGUCAUUUAAGACGUGCGAGGAAUGCAAGGCGUGCGAGGAUUGUGAUAAUUGGAUGUACAACCUUGAGUGGAAUGAGAUUUUCACUAAGAAGUUUUCGAAGUGGGAGGAGAUGUUGCAGUGA